AUGAAGGGAUGGGAUGGGAUUCAAUCUUCUGUUUCUUCUCGAUCGAGUACCACGUUGGGAAAUAAUGCUUCCGCUCGAACGGUUCGACUCGGCCGAGUUCAGCCGCAGGCUCCGACUCACCGCACCAUCUUCUGCAACGAUCGCGAGGCCAAUUAUCCUAUCCGAUUCAAGGGGAAUUCUAUAUCAACUACCAAAUAUAACUUCUUCACCUUUUUGCCAAAAGGAUUGUUUGAGCAGAAGAUAGAAAUUCCUGUUUGUCCUGCAGUUCAGACGGGUGGCUAA
This is a messenger RNA of Sphenostylis stenocarpa, 282 nucleotides long. The record is from the annotation of a GenBank genome assembly. Lineage: Eukaryota; Viridiplantae; Streptophyta; Magnoliopsida; Fabales; Fabaceae.